This is a messenger RNA of Poecile atricapillus (Black-capped chickadee), 5215 nucleotides long. It is a transcript of the gene GRIK2, whose product is annotated as glutamate ionotropic receptor kainate type subunit 2. The transcript has 16 exons. Lineage: Eukaryota; Metazoa; Chordata; Aves; Passeriformes; Paridae. The record is from RefSeq and is a predicted model, not a curated record. Gene Ontology annotation, biological process: monoatomic ion transport; modulation of chemical synaptic transmission; synaptic transmission, glutamatergic. Bases 90 to 2741 code for a protein of 883 amino acids. Gene Ontology annotation, cellular component: presynaptic membrane; postsynaptic membrane; plasma membrane. Gene Ontology annotation, molecular function: transmitter-gated monoatomic ion channel activity involved in regulation of postsynaptic membrane potential; kainate selective glutamate receptor activity.
AUUAAAAAUUAUGGCUUGAACCAACUUCUGUUCAGGAAAAUAAUGGAUUUGCUUCAGCUGCCUGGAUGUGCAUUUAAGUGGGAGCUACAAUGUAUUUCUCAACAAGGAGCAUGGGUAAACCUAUUAAGGGAGGCAUUUUUGAGUGUGUGGAAUCUGGUCCAAUGGGAGCAGAAGAAUUAGCCUUCAGAUUUGCUGUGAACACAAUCAACAGAAACAGAACUCUUCUGCCAAACACCACAUUAACAUAUGACACACAAAAGAUAAAUCUCUAUGACAGUUUUGAAGCAUCCAAAAAAGCCUGCGAUCAGCUGUCCCUUGGGGUGGCAGCCAUCUUCGGACCGUCCCACAGCUCCUCAGCUAACGCUGUGCAAUCCAUCUGCAACGCUUUGGGAGUUCCACACAUCCAGACCCGCUGGAAACAUCAGGUGUCAGACAACAAGGACUCCUUCUAUGUCAGCCUCUAUCCGGAUUUCUCUUCACUCAGCCGUGCCAUCCUUGACCUUGUGCAGUUCUUCAAGUGGAAAACAGUUACUGUUGUUUACGAUGACAGCACUGGUCUCAUUCGAUUACAAGAGCUCAUCAAGGCCCCGUCACGAUACAACCUAAGACUAAAAAUCCGUCAGUUACCAGCUGACACAAAAGAUGCAAAGCCAUUGCUAAAGGAGAUGAAAAGAGGCAAAGAAUUCCAUGUAAUCUUUGACUGCAGCCAUGAAAUGGCAGCAGGCAUCUUGAAGCAGGCUUUAGCUAUGGGGAUGAUGACAGAAUACUAUCACUAUAUCUUUACCACACUGGACCUGUUUGCCCUGGAUGUGGAACCCUAUCGGUACAGUGGUGUUAAUAUGACUGGAUUCAGAAUCCUAAACACGGAAAAUACCCAGGUGUCAUCUAUCAUUGAGAAGUGGUCUAUGGAGCGCUUGCAAGCACCCCCGAAGCCUGAUUCAGGUUUGCUGGAUGGAUUUAUGACGACGGACGCAGCGCUGAUGUACGAUGCAGUCCACGUGGUGUCGGUGGCUGUCCAGCAGUUCCCACAGAUGACCGUCAGUUCGCUACAGUGCAACCGCCACAAACCAUGGCGCUUUGGGACCCGCUUUAUGAGUCUCAUUAAGGAGGCCCACUGGGAAGGCCUCACAGGCAGGAUAACUUUCAACAAAACUAAUGGCUUAAGGACAGAUUUUGAUUUGGAUGUCAUCAGCCUCAAGGAAGAAGGUCUUGAAAAGGUUGGAACUUGGGAUCCGUUGAGCGGCCUUAACAUGACAGAGAAUCAGAAAGGAAAGCCAGCAAACAUCACAGAUUCCCUGUCCAAUCGCUCUUUAAUUGUUACUACCAUCUUGGAAGAGCCAUAUGUUAUGUUCAAGAAGUCUGACAAACCCUUGUAUGGAAAUGAUCGUUUUGAAGGUUAUUGCAUAGACCUCCUCCGGGAGCUGUCUACUAUCCUUGGGUUUUCCUAUGAGAUUAGACUGGUGGAAGAUGGAAAAUAUGGAGCCCAAGAAGAUGCCAGCGGACAGUGGAAUGGAAUGGUUCGUGAACUAAUUGAUCAUAAAGCUGACCUUGCAGUUGCACCAUUGGCAAUUACCUAUGUUCGUGAGAAGGUCAUCGACUUUUCCAAGCCCUUUAUGACUCUUGGAAUAAGUAUUUUGUACCGCAAGCCCAAUGGUACAAACCCGGGCGUCUUCUCCUUCCUGAAUCCUCUCUCCCCUGAUAUCUGGAUGUAUAUUCUGCUGGCUUACUUGGGUGUCAGUUGUGUGCUCUUUGUCAUAGCCAGGUUUAGUCCCUAUGAGUGGUAUAACCCACAUCCUUGCAACCCUGAUUCAGACGUGGUGGAAAACAAUUUUACCUUGCUAAAUAGUUUCUGGUUUGGAGUUGGAGCUCUCAUGCAGCAAGGUUCUGAGCUCAUGCCUAAAGCCCUCUCCACCAGGAUAGUGGGAGGCAUUUGGUGGUUUUUCACACUUAUCAUCAUUUCCUCGUACACUGCUAACCUAGCCGCCUUUCUGACAGUGGAACGUAUGGAGUCCCCUAUUGAUUCUGCUGAUGAUUUGGCCAAGCAGACAAAGAUAGAGUAUGGGGCAGUUGAAGAUGGAGCAACCAUGACUUUUUUCAAGAAAUCCAAAAUCUCCACUUAUGACAAGAUGUGGGCCUUCAUGAGCAGCAGGAGGCAGUCAGUACUUGUCAAAAGCAAUGAAGAAGGUAUCCAACGCGUGCUUACCUCUGACUACGCAUUUUUAAUGGAGUCGACAACCAUUGAGUUUGUCACACAGAGGAACUGUAACCUUACACAGAUUGGAGGCCUGAUAGACUCCAAAGGUUACGGCGUUGGAACUCCCAUGGGUUCUCCAUAUAGAGACAAGAUCACUAUAGCAAUUCUUCAGCUGCAGGAAGAAGGCAAGCUCCACAUGAUGAAAGAGAAAUGGUGGAGAGGCAAUGGUUGCCCAGAAGAGGAAAGUAAAGAGGCCAGUGCUUUGGGAGUUCAAAAUAUUGGAGGAAUCUUCAUCGUGCUGGCAGCAGGAUUGGUGCUUUCUGUCUUUGUGGCAGUUGGGGAGUUUUUGUAUAAAUCAAAAAAAAAUGCUCAGCUGGAAAAGAGGUCCUUCUGUAGUGCCAUGGUAGAGGAGCUAAGGAUGUCUCUGAAGUGUCAGCGUCGACUAAAACACAAGCCACAGGCCCCUGUUAUUGUGAAAACAGAAGAAGUUAUCAACAUGCACACGUUUAACGACAGAAGGUUGCCAGGUAAAGAAACCAUGGCUUAGAGCUGGGAAGCCAAAAACCCCAAGCACAAACUGUCGUCUUUUUUCCAAACAACCUUGCAAGAAUGUUUCCUGUGGAAAUAUGCAACAAGUGCAAAAUAAAAUGAGUUACCUCAUGCCGCUGUGUCUAUGUACUAGAGACUCUGUGAUCUCAGCAGUUGCAAUGGCCAGACUCGAAUCACAAGCAUCAUGGAUCAACAAAAUUAUGCAGGGUUACGCUGUUUGUCAUGGGUUUCCACCAUUCUGAAUGAAUGUUCCAUGUGAGUUUUGUGGCUGGUUUCAAAUGCAGUCUCAGUGAGAAGUUACAGGUUCCUUUUAAAGUUCAACAGUUGCCAGAAAAGAGAGAAUAAAUGUCCAAGAUGAUACAAACCACAGAAGGAGUCUAGUAAAAGUAAUGUCUCAGAACUGUAGUGGAACAAGAAACCAUAUGCUCUUCUGAACUUCCCAGCACAGAAAAGUUGGUAACUGCUGGUAGACUGAAACUACCAUCUGGACAAGGCGAUAUGAUCUUUCUGGAUGGAAGAAAUGUUAAAAGUGAAGAAAUAUGAAUCCCACAAAUAGAAGAAUAAAUAUGAUGAUGCUCACUUGCUGUUUUUUUUUUUUUUUUUUACUGUUUGUGACACUGAACUAAGUAAAUAAUAAUUACAAAAAAAAAAAAAUUAGCUGGGUUGGAACUUUGAUCUAAAAAAAUGACAAAAAUAUUUCUAGAAUUUUGACCCAAUUUUUAGAUGAAGGAAAGUUUCCUUAGUACAAAGGAAUGUAUCUUACAACCUUUAGAUGUAAGCAAUUAAUUUUCUUUUCUAUAAUUGUGAAAAGAGGGGAGGGGGGUGGGAAGCAGUGUAUUUCACACAUAGAGGGCUUGCAUUUUAGCCUGUAUGGGUUUUGAAACACUUGUUCCUGCUACUAAUUGAACUCAAUGGAGCCUGUGCGAUUCUCGCUAAUGUUGGAAGAGGGAUGGGUCACCUUAAAGAAGUGAAUGUCAAGAACUUAAAGGAGGACUGCAUUUUUCAAUACAGUCACAGUACUAAAUGAACAAAAUUCUUGAGCAGUUUUUUUUUUUUCCAAAAAAAAAAAAAAUGUUCAGGUUUAUUUGUGGAAAUGCAAGAUUUCUAUGAAAAUAGUUUUUGUAUGGAAAUUUUUGUAAUACUUUUUAUCAACAAAAUAAGAACAUGUGUUUCUGUCAGGGGUGUGAUGCCAAGCAUGAGUGGUAGUGCGUGCGCACCACCAACGUUUGGUGAAAACUAUUUUUAUCAUGAAAAAGGAAUCUUAGAAGAGACAUAUUUUCAAGUUAUAUAAUAUAAAAAAAUAGGUGCACUACCACCACUGCUUACCAUGCUACACCCCUGGUUUCCACUAAGCUGAUAACAUGCUGUCAUGAACAAUUGUGUGUAAAUGGUAAAAGACACAGACCUCUUGACCACAUUGUGAUAGAAGUUAAUAUGCACUCAGUUUGCUGUUUGAAUCCAAUGCACAAAAUUAAAAAAAAAAAAAAAAAGUACAAAAGAAAGCAUUAAAUUUAUGUCGGUUUUAGUUGGUUUGGUUUUGCUGUGUGUUUUGAGCAACAUAUGUGCAGUACAUUGUGUCAGUACUGGUACUUAGCUUCAGCUUAGUGCCCUAUCCUGAUGAUUCUUUCCACUAAAUUUGUGACAAGAGAGUUUGCUGGGAGUUCUGACAGAAGCCAUUACAGCACAUUGUGAUAUUUGCAGGAUUUGGUUCUUAGCUGCUAUAAAGCUAAUUUAUAUGUCCUGACUGUGGUGAGUUCCUGGACAUAACAUUUUGAAAUACUGCCCUACAGAUGCUGAACCUUGCACCACUGUCUACUGUAAAUUAAUUUGUAUCUCAAUGAGAAAUGUAUAGUAUGGACUAUGUAAGAAUGUUAUGUCAGCCAAAAAAGAUUAUGAAGAUGGUCUUUACAUGGAAAAAAAAAUAAUUUGACUAAUUAGGAAAACCCCCCAGAAACAUUAAAAUAAUCAUAGAUAAUACGUCAUUGGUGAGUAAAGAGAUUGGUUGUUUACUCGGGCUUAAUUUAAUCUUAUCAUCAUCUUUAUGGCACAGAAAUAUAAGAUAUAUCAUCCAAACUGUAGAAGUUAUGUAAUGAAAUUUAGGGGUAAAUGGGAGGUUUGUGUCUACUACCCAGUUAUCAUGAACCUUUGUAGAGAUUGAGCUGGCCAUUUCCAUUGUGAGCAGGGACUGAGAAAGCAAAUUCUCUUAUAUUUGUGAGUUUCAUCCCCAUUUAUGUGAUAACAAAGAACAGGCUAUCUUUGUCUGAAGUAUAAAGAAGAUAAAAACACUUUAAACAAUUUUUCUGGUAAUGAGUAUACUUACAUAAUUUAUAUUUAAGUUAAUUCUUUAAAACACUAGGGGGAAAAGAGUAACUGUCAUAUAACACAAUGGAAACUCCUAAUUAUGAUGGCUUGGAAUGGAAAAAAUUGGCUAUUGCAUUUGAUUGAUGAUUUACAAUAAAAUUUGUAAAAUCA